AGUAAAUACGUACAUGUCACCGGAGAUAGGACAAAACAAACAGCGAGAAGUAAUACCGACAUUUGUAUUAAACUAUAAAGAAAAAGAAGAAACAAAAUGUAUAAAAUAUAAGAGACAGAAAAUUGUCUUAGAACAAGAGCUGUAACAAUAAAAAAAAAAAAAAAGACAAUAUAACCUAAUUCAACUUCAUGAUAACGCGCUAUGUUUUGUGUUUCUGUGUGGUUUGCUGUUUAUCGCUCUAUCGUUAAAUAUUCCGCCGUUGAUGCGUUCGUACAUUGUUCGCGUGCACCUGACGCAAGCUGCAAUUAACUUCGAAAGAGCACGUGAUGAUGGGUGUAUCGUAUAUCGAUCAAACUAAACUCGUUCAGUUUACGGUAAAAGCGGUUAUAUUCACGAACGUCUGAAAACGAAGUGAUCUCAUACACUAAUAUAUACAUAUAUUUAAUAAUCUAUUACACACCACGCGUAUAUAUUGAGCUCAGAAUUUCUCAUCAAAAAUGGCAUCCACAUCCAAGAAGCAAAGUGGCAGUGCUGCUCGCAGGAAGAGUACAGUAAAGUUUGAACUGACAGAGGAUCAAAAAACUGAUAUAAAAGAUGCUUUUGAUUUGUUCGAUCCAGAUGAGACUGGAAAAAUUGCAACCAAGGAGCUCAAGGUCGCCAUGAGAGCUCUGGGUUUUGAACCAACAAAAGAAGAACUGAAGAAACUCAUAACGGAUGUGGAUCCGGAAGGUCUUGGCAAAGUAUCUUACGAAGAUUUUCUAGAUGUGAUGACGGUCAAAAUGUCGGAAAAAGACUCGAAAGAUGAGAUACUCCAAGCUUUUCGUCUCUUCGACGACGACGAUACGGGAAAGAUAUCUUUCAAAAAUUUGAAAAGAGUGGCCCAUGAAUUGGGAGAGACUCUGACAGACGAGGAAAUACAGGAAAUGAUCGACGAGGCGGACAAGGAUGGCGACGGAGAGAUAUCGCAAGAGGAGUUUCUAAGAAUCAUGAAAAAAGCAUAUUUGUAUUAAAUUAACGCAGUAAAGAACUUAAAUUUAGGAAUAAUCCUUUAAGUUUAGGGAAAAACCUCGAAGACUGAUGAAGAUAUUUAGCACAAUUAUUUUUUAUUACAUACUUUGUGAAGAACUAUUUUUUCACAUACAAACUGCCGUCUUUGUAAACAUCCAAUAUAUGAAAAUAAAUACAACGAUAUCACUAUUUUGUACUUCAUAAUACAGUAUUUCU
This is a messenger RNA of Pseudomyrmex gracilis, 1224 nucleotides long. Its product is annotated as caltractin. The transcript is spliced from 2 exons. The coding region runs from base 498 to 1010 and encodes 170 amino acids. Gene Ontology annotation, molecular function: calcium ion binding. The record is from RefSeq and is a predicted model, not a curated record. Lineage: Eukaryota; Metazoa; Arthropoda; Insecta; Hymenoptera; Formicidae. Gene Ontology annotation, biological process: mitotic cell cycle; centriole replication. Gene Ontology annotation, cellular component: centriole; centrosome.